AUGGCUUCUUGUGCUGCUAUAGCUCGGGCUUUCCCUCUAUUUUCUUUGAAAACGACAAAAUCUGGUUAUGAAUCGAUAGAAAUUGAGUUGGUGUUGCCUAAUGAAGAGGAGAAACCAACAGAUUCGGACAUCAAAUUUUUACAAAAUCUUUGUACAAAUAUACGGGAAUGUUGUAGACUUGUGGACACUCCUGCAGAUAUUUUACAUACUGAGGCCUUUUUGGAUGAAGCUCUUUCACAAAUUGAACAAACUGGAAAGCCAGUUACAAAAACAAUAAUUAAGGGAGAAGAAUUGAAAGAAAAAGGUUUUGGAGGAAUUUAUAGCGUUGGAAGGGCUUCAUUGCAUCCACCAAUAUUUGCUUGUUUUUCCUACAUUCCAGAAGGCAGAAAAGAUGAAAAUUCGACGUCAAGUUAUGCUUUAGUUGGGAAAGGAAUUGUUUAUGAUACUGGUGGACUUUCUUUGAAAGGAAAAACGCUUAUGCCAACUAUGAAAAUUGAUAUGGCUGGAGCUGCUGGAGUUUUGGGUGCUUUUUGUACUUUAGUCAAAACAGGAUUUAAUCAACCUCUUCACUGCCUUUUGUGUAUCGCUGAGAAUCACAUUUCUCCAACUGCAACACGUCCAGACGACAUAAUUAAGCUGUUGAGUGGUAAAACUGUUGAAGUCAACAAUACAGACGCUGAAGGACGUUUGGUGUUAGCUGAUGGUGUUUUUUAUGCAAAGGAAACUUUGAAGGCCAAAACAAUAAUUGAUAUGGCAACACUUACAGGAUUCCAGCCAAUGACUACUGGACGUUUUCAUGCUGCUAUACUUUCUAGUUGUGAACAGCUUGAAAAUGAAUGUGUAAUUGCUGGAAAGAAGAGUGGAGAAUUAGUUCACCCACUUCCAUUCUCGCCCGAAUUACAUUUCUCUGAUAUGUCUUCCAAAGUUGCUGAUAUGAAAAAUGCUUGUUUGGGUGUUUCUUCUGGUCCACCAACAGCUUUAGCUGGUUUAUUUAUUGGAACACAAAUUGAUUAUGGAGGAAGAAAAAAUGUUGCUGCUGCUGUUGAAAAUGGAAGUGGAGGUGGAGAAGGGAAAGAAGGAAAUGAAGAGAAGAAUGAAGAAACAAAAAAUGGUGCUGAUUGGCUUCAUAUUGAUAUGUGUGGAUUAACAGCACUUGAAAAGUAAGGGAGAGGAGGUUUUUUUUGAAUUUUUGGGAACGUGAAUAAAUAGUAGUGUCGAUUAGGGUGGCCCGGGCUCCUGACGCCGGAAACCGGAUCCUACACAGAUUUUUCUGGGUCUGGUUCCUAGAUCUGAGUAGUUUUUUGGAGGAUGUGUACAAAAUUUUGGUAAUUUUUUGGUACCAAUUGAUCGACCAUUCACUUUCUAUUGAGUUGUGAUGUGGAUCUUUCUGCAAAAUGACUUGGGCCGAGUUAUGUCCAUAGCCAAAUUUGAGUUUUGAGUUUUUUUUAAUUUUUGGGAACAUGAAUGGGUAUUAGUGUCGAUUCGGGGCCUGGGCUCCGACGCCGGACCGGGUCCUACACAGAUUUUUCGGGUCUGGUUCCCAAAUCUGAGGGGUUUUCUGGUAGUCUUCGGAAUAUUUUCCAAAUGUUCUAGAUCUAUG
This is a messenger RNA of Meloidogyne enterolobii, 1600 nucleotides long. NCBI's taxonomy places the organism in Eukaryota, Metazoa, Nematoda, Chromadorea, Rhabditida, Meloidogynidae. The record is from the annotation of a GenBank genome assembly.